ACAUGCAAAUGCACAAGCAAAAACACACCGCUCCUCUUCCAACUAAGUUUGCAGCUUGGCAGAAAGGCUAAUCCCUUCCCUCCUCACACCUGGAGCCCAGACACAAAUAGAGACUCAGUUUGUGGUGUCUCAGUCAGUCAGUCAGGACAGAAAAAGACAGAGUCAGACUUUCAUCAGGAUAACUCAGAGGAGCUGCUCCAACUCUGAAGACUAUUGUUUUAGGACAUGUAUUGCAGAGAACAUUUCAUUGCAGGAGUUCAACUACAGUAAGCUGUCCUAGCAUUGAUUGACAGUGCUCUGUCUGGACUGUAAGACUCCGUCUAGAGGAGGUGUCUGCUGAAGAACUUAGUGAAGUGAAAGGGACGUUCAUCCUGCGAGCUCCAUUUAUGUGGAUGUACUUUUUCUGUGAUUGCAACUUCAGGAAGGUAUGACGGGUCAGGAGAGGAGUGAGGAGAAGAGUGAGGAGAGAAUCGAGUGUGUGUCCCUGUCUCCGAUGAGGGAGGCUGUCCCUGCCCCACCUGAGUAUGAGAGGGUGUGUGUGUUUGGGACGGGGGACAUGGGGCGCUCUCUGGGACUGCGUCUGCUGCAGGCGGGGUACGGGGUGAUGUUUGGCAGCCGACGGCCCCACAGCAGCAGCCUCCUACCCCAUGGAGCACAGGUCCUGGGCCAUGCUGCAGCUGCCCAGUCAGCCCGUCUGAUCUUCAUCGCUGUCCAGAGAGAACACUACGACUUCCUGGUACCACUGGCCAAUCAGCUAAAGGGGAAGGUGUUGGUGGACCUCAGUAACAACCUGAGGAAGAAUCAGUACCCAGAGGCCAACGCAGAGUACUUGCAAAGUCUGGUCCCUGGAGCUGAGGUGGUUAAAGGCUUCAACACCCUGUCUGCCUGGGCUUUGCAGAAUGGACCUUCAGAUGCCAACAGUCAGGUGUAUAUCUGCGGAGAAAGUGCGGAGGCCAAGCAGGUGGUGAUGGCGGUAGCCACCAAGCUGGGUUUCAGUGCCCUAGACCGGGGCUCUCUCUCAGCAGCCCGGGAGCUGGAAGACUUCCCCUUGCAGCUGUUCCCCCAGUGGAGGCUCACCCUGCGCAUCACCAUCGGCCUCUGUGCUGCCUUCUUCUUCUACCUGCUGAUCAGAGAUGUAAUCUACUCAUAUGUCACCCAGGGCGAAGACAUCUCCUUCAGAAUCAUGGUCUCACUGGCCAACAAGGUGUGUCCCAUCGUGUCUCUGAUCAUGCUGUCUCUCUGUUACCUGCCUGGUGUCCUGGCUUCCUUCCUGCAGCUCUACAGAGGCACCAAGUACAGGCGCUUCCCUGAUUGGCUGGACAGCUGGAUGCUGUGCAGGAAACAGCUGGGUCUACUGUCGCUGGGGUUCGCCUUUCUGCACGUGCUCUAUACACUGAUCUUACCCAUACGGUACUAUCUGAUGUUCUGGGUCACUGAAAACACUGUCUCUCUGAUCAGAGAGAACAGGACCACUGAGUUUGAUACCACAACGGCCUGGCGUGGCGACUCCUACUUGUCCCUGGGAAUUCUGGGAUUUGGCCUUUACGUCCUGUUAGGAAUCACAUCUCUUCCCUCCGUCAGUAACGCUCUCAGCUGGAAGGAGUUCAGCUUCGUACAGUCCAAGCUGGGUCACCUGACUCUGCUGUUGUGUACGGCUCACACCUACCUGUAUGGUUGGAACAGGUUCCUGAGUUCCUCCAUCUACAAGUGGUACACCCCACCGGGCUACAUGCUGUGUCUGGUCCUUCCCUCUGUGGUGCUGCUGCUCAAGCUGCUGCUCAUCACCCCCUGUGUGGACCGAACCAUCACCCGCAUACGCCAGGGCUGGGAGAGGGGGGCAGACCAGAGGAACCCUAAAGACAGCAAACCACUGAUCCCUUAGAGGACACACAUACACACAGAGACACACACACAGACACAAAAUAACAGUGUGAUGACAGCUUUGUCAUCGAGGCAUGAACUCUUGUUUCUUUGUUCUGGCUAUCAUACCCUCAGAGGUUGGCUACCAUUCAAUCAUCGGUUGCCAUGUUUCUGGGAUCAAAAACCAACAAUAACAUUUAAUUGAUAUGCAGUUGUAUUUCUUAUUGUACACUGUAAACAUUGUUGCAUUUUAAUACAUAUAUUUUCAACCAUACGUAAACCAGACACUAGUUCUCUCUCUUAUGUAAAGAUAAUGGUGAAAGCUCUCUCUCUCUCUCUACUGGACCAUACUGUUUAAAUGUACCUUCUAAUUUGUUUAUGCUCAAAAAUGUUUGUUUACACAUUUUAAGUGUUCUGUCGAUUUGUUUGAUUCCCUUUCUGUUGUUUUAGCCUAAUCUCCCUUUCUUUCAUUAUGUACUUGGUAUAAUGCGCUUUUUAUUAAUGUGUUUUGUGAGUGCUUGUAAAGUACUUAGGGUUGCAAUUUUAUCAAUGUUAUAUCAAAACUUGUGACUGCCAUUGUUCACCUGGAUCAAAUAAAUGUUUAUAUUUUUAUAUUCUUCAA
Messenger RNA from Coregonus clupeaformis (lake whitefish), 2482 nucleotides. Its product is annotated as metalloreductase STEAP4-like. The coding region runs from base 428 to 1882 and encodes 484 amino acids. The record is from RefSeq and is a predicted model, not a curated record. Gene Ontology annotation, cellular component: endosome; plasma membrane. NCBI's taxonomy places the organism in Eukaryota, Metazoa, Chordata, Actinopteri, Salmoniformes, Salmonidae. The transcript has 11 exons. Gene Ontology annotation, biological process: copper ion import. Gene Ontology annotation, molecular function: ferric-chelate reductase (NADPH) activity; cupric reductase (NADH) activity.